CAGCCGAGUACCAGUCUGUGAGUUGCAGAUUUAGUUACUUUCUAAAAUUUUAUUUAUGGCUCUAAGAAACUGGUAUUAAUGACAUUUGUUAUUCAUAUCACAUGUAAUGUAAAAAAUAUUGAACAAAAAAUUUGGUAACACUUCGUUUAAGACUACUACAGUAUGUAAAGAGCUUUGUUAACCAAACCAUUGCUGUAAAUUGAAAACAAAAAGUUAUUUUAGAAAUACAAUAUGCGGUUUCUUGUCGCCGGUUUUGGAUUAAUUCUGCUUCAGUGCACAUUAUGUAUUACCAAACAAACAGAGCAAGAAAAUACUAUAUGCUACCAGGCGAAAAUCUGUAUACAUAAUGGAAAAGAAAAAUGUGGUGUUAGUAAAGAUGGAACCGCACGCAGGUUUUUCGACUCAUGUGACAUCAAAGAAUACAAUUGCCUUAAUGACGCCGACUUUGCAAAAACGGACAUAAACAGAUGUAGUCAAUUGCCGUCAAUUGAGGGCAGUGUGGCCGACCAUAAGAAAGGAACCAAACUCCGAAGUGGCAGCAAAAUGUAACGAGCCGGGGCAGGCUAAUGAAAUUACACUGUUCUAAGUACCAGCACUGCGUAGCUAACGAUGAAAAAGUCUGUGGUUAUAACGAAGACGAUACUUAUAUGGCUGUUUUUGAGAACUAUUGCGCUCUGUACCGGAUGAAUUGCAAAGGUCAUGGCUUCUUUACACCAAUCCGCAUAGAAUUUUGUAGAGCGAAAUUAAAAUACGAUACUGAGCAUGCCAACGAUACAUUCGAAUGGGUUCACGUAUUAAGAAAUGAUAAUACGAGCGCAUUUACCACUAUCGCACUAUACCUCGUAAAUGAGACUGCUUUUAAAGAGCCUAACACGCGCAGACACCACCACCAUCGGCACAAGAAAAGGAAGUACAGAACAAGAAAACGAAAAAGAGGACACGCCCACUGAGCCACAAAUCGAUGCCGAUGAUCGAUGAUGAGCCACAAUUUCAUGAAAGCUUAUCUGGCUAUUAAAAAAUACCUGCAGCAUACCUUGGGUGACUCACGUGGUAGCCAGUCGACCCAGCUUCUAAUUCAAAUGUGACUUAAUAAAGUUCUUCUAUAUUUUCUGCCCUAAUAAAUACGAUCACAAUUAUUGUUGUAAUGCAAGAUUUCUGGGGCCACAGGAUAAGUUACCGUAUCGUAUUUCACACUGCAUAAAUAAUAAAUAUAUAAAUACA
Hyposmocoma kahamanoa is the source of this 1221-nucleotide messenger RNA. RefSeq lists its product as uncharacterized. The transcript is spliced from 7 exons. The record is from RefSeq and is a predicted model, not a curated record. Bases 232 to 549 code for a protein of 105 amino acids. NCBI's taxonomy places the organism in Eukaryota, Metazoa, Arthropoda, Insecta, Lepidoptera, Cosmopterigidae.